Messenger RNA from Ilyonectria robusta, 1137 nucleotides. RefSeq lists its product as uncharacterized. The transcript is spliced from 3 exons. Bases 1 to 1137 code for a protein of 378 amino acids. The record is from RefSeq and is a predicted model, not a curated record. NCBI's taxonomy places the organism in Eukaryota, Fungi, Ascomycota, Sordariomycetes, Hypocreales, Nectriaceae.
AUGGCACUUUCUUUGGCUGCAUCGGCUCUGGGAGGACUCGCCAGCUUGAGGGAGACGCUGGAGCUCGCAAGAAGUCACAGGGAUAGCCCAUCAGAAAAUGUUUCAAUUUUUUUCAACAAUCAUCACUUCGUCUCACAGACAUGGCGGCACCUCAGCGACGUCGACCGUGCCGCUCUUGCUCUCUCAUGCCAACAGGCCCUCUCGAUGGCCGGGAGAAGUGUACUGAAGCUACAUGUCGGGGACAAAUUCCUGCUCCUUCAACGCCUUGAGCGCGAUGGAUACCUAAUGGAGAAGGGGGAGAUUCUAUGCCCCGUGUGCCAGUACUUCCACCUCCCCCGACUCAGGCCCGGAGAGAACUCGUCCCGUUUUGAGAGGCAAUGCGCCUGCUUGAGUCGCGGAACCGAAAGAAUGCAAGCAAUGGGGUACGGGGACAUGGCGCCAUUGCGAUUCGACAUGGUUGCCGCCAUUCUGAGGAGCCACCGGCAUAAAAGCAGCUUCUAUCAUCCCAGGAUCUUAUACACGGUAAAACAGCACUGGACAGGAUCUGACGACGGGCCGAUAAUCUAUUUCAGAGGGCGGGCCGCGGUCAUUCACGACCAGCUUAUGGUGGAAUCGAAUAUCAACCUUUACGAAUACUUCUUGGAAGGGUCCGAACCCAAUACGGACCAGGACGUUGUCACGCGGUUUGCACAUGACUGCGCUUUGCGUCCGGAGCAAGAGGAGGAAAAGCCACGAGGAAUCGCAUCCCCCCCGAAUGAUGCAACAACAAGAAACAAGGGUACAUUGUGUGAUGAUUGCUGUACCGCAUUCACUAUCUCGUGCUGCAAAACAGAAGGGCGGGGUUACGCGAUGAUCCUUAGCAGUUGGAAGAACUAUGGCUAUGGGCGAGACUUAGAUGACCCAAUAUGGCUUUCCCAUACCAACAGCAUCACCGGAAAUAAUUCAGGCCACUAUAUCCCCGAGGUGUCUGCAUUUGAGGGCACGGGUUUUGCCUUAAGAGACAAUUACUGCCCUUACCAAUAUCUAAGGGAGCCUAAUCUAACAAGAGUAGAGCGAUUGGCGGCGUAUAAUAUGGCUAAGUACGAGUCAAAGAAAUUAUUAUACGAAAUCGGUUGCUGGCUUUCCCAAAUCCACUGA